AUGAUUUGGAUCAAAACAAAAACAAAAAUUACUAUGAAUUACAAGGAAAAGUCACAAAAUAUUCCAAUCGAUUACAAGGAAUCAAAUAUGUCUGUUGAAAUAGAGAAUGAAUUAUCAAGAUUGCAAGAUGCACAGAGUGGAUUACUAGCUCAAUUGAAUAAAUUUGAUGGGUUAGAUGAUGAUGAAAUUAGAAUCUCUAUAUUAAAUUUGAUUAAUACUUUCAAUGAUGGAUUAAUUUUUUUAGAACAAGAAUUAAAAUUUGAAUAUGAAUUGGAAUAUAAUAAACCAAUAAGGAAAAACGAUAAAAAAUUAUUAGAUUAUGUUAUAAAUUAUGAUAAACUCAAAGAUUUCUUAAUCAAUUUUAAAAAAAAAUUUGUUAAUAAGCAAAAUGAAUUGCAAAAUUUAGAAUUUCAAAGAUUUAAACAAUUAAAAUUUGAAAAAUAUGGUUAUAAAUCAAUUGAUGACUUAGAAGAAGAGGAUAGUAUACAUACUGAAGCACCUGGUACAACUACAAAUAAUAAAAUUUUAUCAACAACCAAGAAAAUCACAUCAAAAUUAUCUCAAUCAAGUUCAAUAUUACAAUCUUCAUUAAUUCAAUCCCAAUUAAAUAUGGAUGAAUUGAGUAUUCAAAAUGAUUCAUUAACUUAUUUAUCUGAUAGAUAUGGAUUUCUUAAAGGUGUUUUAGAAAAAUCUGAUGGUUUUAUAAAUGAUAUAAAAUUAAGUACAGAAAGAGAUAAGAAAUUUAUGUAUUAUGCAUUAAUUUUCUUUGGAUUAUGUGUUUUGAAAGUUUUUUGGAGUAGAUUAUUGAAAUUACCAGUGAAAUUUGUAUUCAAUAUAAUUUUUUAUACUUUAAAAUUAGCAUUAGGUACCUUGGGUUUAGUUUCAUCAAAGAAAGUUAAAAUUGAUCCUAUAACAAAUGAAUUGACGGAAUCAGUAUAUCAUACAGCCACAACAGAUCCAAUAUAUGGCUCUUUUAUACCAGAAAGUCAAUCAAUUUCAUCGGAAUCCUUAGAUGUUGAGACAAAUGUUGAAACAAAAGAAUCUAAAGAUCCUUAUGAUGAAGAACUUUCCAGGAUUAUUGAUGAGUUAUGA
Molecule: messenger RNA, 1092 nt
Organism: Hansenula ciferrii
Lineage: Eukaryota; Fungi; Ascomycota; Saccharomycetes; Phaffomycetales; Wickerhamomycetaceae
Gene: SEC20
Product: Sec20p
Exons: 1
Coding region: 1-1092 (363 amino acids)
Biological process (GO): retrograde vesicle-mediated transport, Golgi to endoplasmic reticulum
Cellular component (GO): endoplasmic reticulum; SNARE complex
Molecular function (GO): SNAP receptor activity
Source: RefSeq, a predicted model, not a curated record